AUGAACCAGCAGCGAGGCGCCGAUGCCUACGGCCCCCGUCCUUCCAACCCCGCUGGAACUCCUGACACGCGAAACGGUUCUCUCGGAAGGAUCAGCGGCAGACUCGGUGAUGAUGCUAUGAGCAACCAAGACCGUGCUGCUCGCUUCGAGGAUGAGAAGAAGAGGAUAAUCGAGAGCUGCUUCGCGAAGCGCGAUCCCGAUGGCACCCAACUAGAAUCGUAUAUAACACAUGUGCGCAUCACCGAGGAUGCCAUGUACCCUUCAUCUCCACCUCCACCGAACUCCCCUGCGGCCAACAAAAAGAACAGAGUUAUCCUCGUCGCCGUACGAAGAUCUGGCAAAGUUCGCGUCCACAAGGCGCGUGAGAAUCCCAAUGGCUCCUUUUCCAUCGGCAAGACCUGGAACCUAGACGAGCUCACCGCGAUCCAGUCAUACGUGGCAUAUGUACCAAGCAACAACCAAGAGAGUAUGGAGAAGCAAUGGGCUGGCGGUACAGGCUUUCUCGCCAGUCUCGGCAAACCUUACUACUGGCAGGCAUCGACGCCCAAAGAGAAGGAUUUCUUUAUUGCGAGUUUGACGAAGAUCUUCAAGAAGUAUACUGGUGGUAAGUUGCCGCAACUAGUCGGAUUCGCUCCAUCGGAGCUGGACUUGCUCAAUAAUGGUACGCCGGGUACAACCCCGCUACUGAGGAAUCAUUCGCCAAACCCAAGCACCAGUCAAGGUCUUCCUACACCUGUGCCUACGCCUCCAUCGAUGCCUGCUGCUGCUACAUCAAGGCCGCAAUCUCCUCUAGCCGCACGGGCACCGAGUAGAGCCAUGAACCAGGCCGAUCCGGCUCGAGAUCGAGCAUACAGUCGCAACGAGUAUCGUCCUGGAACACGGCAAGGAGAUAGGAUUCCUUCUCAGGAGCCUGCCCAGUCACCGGCUCGCUACCAACUUCAGCCAGCACCGAACGAAGAUAUCGGAAAGCGUUCACUGGCUGAUCGGUCAUAUAACGAUCCACCUUCGAAACCACCUGCUCCGGCGGCCGAGAUGCCCAAGCCACUUCGUCCCUCGGCAAGCCCAAAAGCAUCUCCAGCAUCGCUGCCACAAGUUGAAAAGCGGCCAGAGACGCCAUCUGGAAGGGUCAAUGGGGUUCCGCUCCCAGUUAUGGCUCAAUAUGGUACCGGCAGAAGAAGUGGGCCUACAAAAAGUCAAGAAUCUAUUGGCGCCAUUAGCGACUACUCGAAUUCAUCUCGUCAAGCUACAGCUGCAGAUAGGCGCACGCCGGACUCUAUUCCGCCUGUUCCGCCAGUCCUUGAUGAUGCCCUACCGGGGGGUUUCCCACCACAAAUCGGCAGCAACAAAGACGCCAGCAACAGCCAGAGAUCAUUGCAGAGUACACCAGCAAGCCAAUUCGUCACCCCUCUCGGAACACCGGGGGCCAUCUCAAACGACGAGCCGCCUCUACAGAAGACGAAUCGUAUUGGAUCGCAGCCUGACAUCACAGCAGAGCCUGCGGAGUACACUUCAGAUAAAUCUGUCAAACGAAAUGAAGCCGAAGAGCUUGAUCGGAAACCUCCGUUUAAUCUUCAGCCUCCUCCCAUACCCAAUAGCUCCACCGAGCCUUCUGUUUCGGCGGUAAGCUCGCCAGAAGCCGCCACGCGGUCAUCGGCGGGCGAACUGUCGCCGAAGAAGGAAGAGGAGUAUCGUCCUGGCCUCGGGCCUAUGAUUAAGAAGAAGUCCACCAAAGACAUCGCCAAUCAGUUUCGGAAAGCGGCACUGGCAGCUAGCGCCUUCCAGCCCCGACAGGGUGGUGCGGGCGCCCGGCUGAAAGCGCAACAAGAUAAGAACUCAAAUGAGCCUGAUGGCAUCACUGGCGUGGUGCCUGCACCAUUGUUCAGAGGAAUGAGUAGCGACAGCGUUGGCAGCCAAACACCUAGCGUGACAAGCCCUCUACCCGAAAAGGACAAGGAACGACCUCGAACGCCGCUGGCCAACGCAUUCCUCCCUAAAGUACACUUACAGCGCACAGCCACGGACGACAGUGUUAAGACUGCCGGCAGCGGCCCCAAACCUGUCGAUGCGCCACGAGAGCAGGGCAUUGCGGAACAGACAAACGCAGAGGCGACGGAGCAGACAAGGACUGCUUCACCCCAGCGUAAGCGCCGCCAGAAGCACGAGGCCGAGAUCGAGAAAUACUGCGCUGUCAUUGGCGUGGACCCGCGCGUGAUGGAGGGAAGGGGAGCAGAUUUCAACGAGAUACUGAGCGAAUUCGGCUGGGAAGGCAGGCUCUCGGAACGACAAAGGAUCGAAGACUUCGAGACAGCGAUUCGACGCGAGAAUGGCCGAGCGCAAGCAAGCGGCUGGCUAGGUCACGUCGAGCAACAAGAAGUCAGAGUUCAAGAUCUAUCCAAAGCCUUCGACAAAGCCAUAGCCGAAUGUGAGGAAAUGGACGGCCUCCUUACGCUGUAUUCUCACGAACUCGACACAUUGGCUGAAGAUAUCGAAUACAUUGAAGCUCAAUCUCAAGGUCUGCAGGUUCAGACUGCUAACCAAAAGCUGCUGCAGGCCGAGCUCCAUAGUUUGCUCAAGACACUUACGAUCUCUUCCUCGGAUCUCCGGGCCUUGCAAGCAGCGCCUCUUGAUUCCAAUGAUGGUGUUCAAGCCGUGGAGCAGGCACUGUUGAUGCUCUACCGAGCUCUCCUCACUAUUGACCCCGAGAUACGGCAAAACAAGACCCGGACUACUGCCACAGCCAGCAACGACCGGACAGGAGUUGGUGUCUAUGCCGAUCAGGAGAUUGGCCAGAUGCGAGCCGUUCGACAGAAGAAGGAAGAUUAUCGCGAAGAGACCCUACAGUUCCUCCGCCGCUUCAACCAGCACAUGACAACAAUGUUCAAGCAGGCUGAACAAAGGACCAGUGAGGAGAACUCUCGAAGUCUCGCCUCGAGUUCCGUAACUUCGCUCUCGCUCCCUGGCCUGCUUUCCUCACGCCAGGAUCUUUGGCAAUAUAACCCGAUGAUGUUGUUCGUCCGGGAAGUCAACAAUUACGAAUGGUCAACGCUGAUUUCUAGCUAUGAGAUCAAUAUCAAAGGUGCGUAUGUGGAAAAUUUCCGCGACCAUUUGGCAAGUCAGAAGAAGGGAGCAAGGGCUCCCACUGGCGAGGAGAGCGAAAUCUUGUUCACACAUCAAGAGAAGGAUAAAGCGGACGACUCAAUUGCGUCCACGGCUGCCCGGAGACUCACUGUUAAACGAGGCAAGACCGUUAAAACGGGCGCGCUCCGGCAGACAUUUGGCGAGAAGCGCGACAGUAAACCUGAUGCGUGGGAGGUAUUCGACAAUGUGCUGCAAGAGCAGAGUAAGUUGAUCGCGGAGGAGCAAAACUUCAUUGUGCAUUUUUUCCACCUCAACUCUCAAUCCAACGUUGAUUUCCUUGACAACAUCAGCUCCAAAGCGCCCAGCCAAAGAUCGCUGCCCAGUCUGAGCACACAACUACCGUAUGAUCCUGAUCGCGACCUUGCCAAGCAAGUGCAGUCAACUGUUGAAGGCAUCUACUCAUUCUGGGCGACUGAUCUUCAAGCAAUGAUGGAGUGGGUACUCCGUAAUGAUCAACUGCAAGGUGUGGGUGUUUUGUGUGCUCUCGAGAGAGGAAUCUCCCUUUACGAAGAGACGAACCAAGAGUACAUCACACGGACACUACGGGCACUACACGACCGUCUCACCGGUCUCUUCCACAAGUUUAUCGAGGACCAGGUCAAGGCUGUCGAAGAGACCAAAGUCAAAGUCAGCAAGAGAAAGGGCGUUAUCCCGUUCAUGCGGACGUUCCCAGUCUUCAGCGCAGCCGUUGAGAGUAUGAUCCCUCAGGAGUUCUACCACAACGAGAGCCUCGAGCUGCGAUUCAUUCUCAACGACGCCUAUGGAAAGAUUCUCAAAGCGAUGUGGGAGUCAUUGAGCUUCAUUGCCAAGGAUAGCCCGGGCAGCGGCAGCGGUCCAGCACAAGGUGGUGCUCCCACGAACGACCCGGAAGACAAGGAGGCGCUGAACUAUCACAUCUUGUUGAUUGAGAACAUGAACCAUUACAUGGAGGAAGUGGAAACUCAUCAGAACGUGGUGCUGCAGGAGUGGCGCGAUCGAGCUGAGCACGACCUGUACAAACACCUUACGCAGUAUACUGAUGCUGUCAUUCGCCGACCGCUUGGGAAGUGGUUGGACUUUCUGGAGAGCACCGAAGCUCUGAUGAAGACGCAUGACAGCCUCGCAACCAUUUCGAACAAGCCUAGUCACAGCAGGAGCUCGGCCAAGAAAAUCCUCAGCAGCUACGACGCGAAAGAGGUCCGCAAAGGCGUCGACACGCUCAAGAAACGCAUUGAGAAGCAUUUCGGAGACGUGGACGACCCAACCAAUUUGAGCAAGGGCCUGAUUGCUCGCGUGUUUGAGGAAUGCAACGUGCGGUACGCUCACGCCCAUGACAGGAUGGCAACGAUUGUCAGCCAGGUGUAUGACAACAGCUUGGAAAUUGAAUGGCGUAAAGAGGAAGUGGCAACAUUGCUCGCCAAGAGGUAG
Messenger RNA from Cyphellophora europaea CBS 101466, 4545 nucleotides. RefSeq lists its product as uncharacterized. The transcript has a single exon. Gene Ontology annotation, molecular function: phosphatidylinositol-4,5-bisphosphate binding. The coding region runs from base 1 to 4545 and encodes 1514 amino acids. The record is from RefSeq and is a predicted model, not a curated record. Gene Ontology annotation, cellular component: plasma membrane; exocyst. Gene Ontology annotation, biological process: exocytosis; Golgi to plasma membrane transport. NCBI's taxonomy places the organism in Eukaryota, Fungi, Ascomycota, Eurotiomycetes, Chaetothyriales, Cyphellophoraceae.